Messenger RNA from Solea senegalensis (Senegalese sole), 2041 nucleotides. It is a transcript of the gene cdkn2c, whose product is annotated as cyclin-dependent kinase inhibitor 2C (p18, inhibits CDK4). The transcript is spliced from 3 exons. Bases 964 to 1494 code for a protein of 176 amino acids. NCBI's taxonomy places the organism in Eukaryota, Metazoa, Chordata, Actinopteri, Pleuronectiformes, Soleidae. Gene Ontology annotation, molecular function: cyclin-dependent protein serine/threonine kinase inhibitor activity; protein kinase binding. Gene Ontology annotation, biological process: regulation of cyclin-dependent protein serine/threonine kinase activity; negative regulation of cell population proliferation. Gene Ontology annotation, cellular component: nucleus. The record is from RefSeq and is a predicted model, not a curated record.
CACACCGCUAAGCUGUGAGGGCAAACACGCGUGUGUUUUACACGUACUUUCUUUCUUUUUUCUCCCAAAGGAGCGUGAGGGGAUUUCACUGCGAUCCUUCUGCUGCUGCUGCUGUCUGGAUUCUCACAGAGCAAACCUUGAAAGACAUGAUGUGGACAAACAUCAGCGGGACACGGUGGCGUCAUGUAGCGGGACACAGUCGCAGCAGUGGGUAGGGCUAUGUGUGGAAAUGAACGAGCGUUAAUAAAACGGUCUGAUCUUCUCUGCCUGUGGCUGCCGAUCACAACAUGGACGCUGAAUGUUGACGGUCAACGCACGUUUUUAUCAUAUGUUAGUGGCUUGUUAUUUUUGAGCGGGAAUGAGCGGGAAGUGACAAUGAAUGACAUCACAUCACUUGACAAUUUGCGCACAUGUCGCCAUUUCAUCGAUCCGAAAUUCAUCGAAUUUGUUUGUGUUUGUUUGUGGCGUCGUUUCCGCUUUGAACUCCGUGGAUGUGAAAGGAUGUCACCUGCUAAUCUGCUGUUAUGAUUUUUUAUCGCAUAUAGAGGACGGUGUUUUGUGGAUUGUUUUUGGUUUUUAUUUUCUUUUUUGAGUCAAAUAUUAUUCCACAUGAAUUGAAGCACGGGCUACUUAAAUUACACCUGAAUGUAUCCUGUAUAUAAGAAAAACAACAAAAUACGUGUUUAUUCACUCUUCAUCUCCAGUUUGUUGCCAGCUGAUCUCAAGACAUGAUUUACUUUUUAUUUAUAUGAAAUCAAACAGCAGGAAAAUAGCCACUUGUUACCUUUUUUUCUUUUCUUUUUUUAUCUGUAAAAGGAAAUGCCAUUUGUCUACAUCCUAAAAAGGUAAUGACUAUUUUUUAAGCUUUACCAAUCUCAUCUUCAAAGAGGUGAGGCCCACUGAGGAGGAGGAGGAGGAGGAGGAGGAUCGUUUUUAGAUUCAACAUUCCAUGCCUGACAAGGAAUGUCUGCAUUAUAUCCAUAUCUGUUGUCAAGAAUGGCUGAGGUGCCGCUCACUGACAGACUCUCCACUGCUUCGGCCAGUGGAAACCUACAUGAACUCUUGCUUUUACUGGAAAAUGGAGCAGAUGUCAAUGGGCUGAACACAUUUGGGAGAACUCCACUACAGGUGGUGAAGUUGAGCUGCGACCACGUGAUUCAGGCUCUUCUCGAGGCGGGUGCAAACCCCGACGUGCGCGACCCGGUCUGUGGCCUCACCGUCACCCACGACGCGGCGCGCGAUGGAUGGAUCGAUGCCGUGCGCUUGCUGAUAGACCACAAAGCAGAUCCGAACAUGGUGGAUGAUCGCGGUAACCUGCCCCUGCACCUGGCCGCCUCACGGGGUCAUCUGAGGGUGGUGCAACUGCUGAUGGGACACACGCAGAACCCGCACACCCGCAACAACGAGGGGCGCACCGCCGCACUGGAGGCGCUCUUCCAUGGGAAGAUGGACACUGCCAAAUACAUCGACGAGUAUCUGAACCCUGCGCAUUAGAGGAUAUGAAGGAGGAAGAAGAAAAAGACUGAAGCCUCUUUGUUUUUGAGCCUUGAUUGGCUGAAACCUUCCUGCUAUUCUGUGUUUCUGCCCACUCUUUUUUUAUAUAUACACUGGUCCUUUAUUAUUUGUAUUUUAUCUAAAAUCCCUUAUUUUUUUAUGAUUCUGAAUUGACCUUUACACACUAAUCUUUAUUUUCAUCUGGAGACAAAAGUGAUCGAGAACAGCUGCCAUAUACUCUGACACACUUAUACAUUCCAUUACAACAUUUUGGUGUAAACACCACUACAUUGUCCUUUUGCAAUGUCAAUAUUAUAGCACAAUUUAAAUGGCAAUGUCAGUUAUACAACUGAAUGUGUUUGGAUUACAUUUGCUACACGUGUGUCCAACAGUCAAAUCAGCAUCACACAUAUAUAUUGCAUGAUGCCUCUGCCCGAGGCUGAACAAUCUGACAUACAAGCCCGACACAAUCAUGUAUGUAUGUAACUAUUUUAUACUCUAAAGCAGUGGUUCUCAAACUUUUUAUUCCAAGUACCACAUGAGAAAA